Molecule: messenger RNA, 1470 nt
Organism: Xylaria bambusicola
Lineage: Eukaryota; Fungi; Ascomycota; Sordariomycetes; Xylariales; Xylariaceae
Exons: 3
Coding region: 245-1393 (382 amino acids)
Source: RefSeq, a predicted model, not a curated record
CAGCUCGUCCACAUCAACGGGAUCUUCGAUGCCUUUUUUUCUUUUAUACAUUUCCCUUCAUCCCUAGUCUGCUGCAUUCCUCCUUUUUGUAUCUAUUCUCCAUUUCGUACAACCCCGCAUUCCGCCAUCUACCUGUCUAUCCUUUGGGUGCGGUUCUCCGAUGGACAGCUGAACAACAGCGAGCUCGACCGGACCGGUUCGCUCGACAUCGGUUCUAUUGCCUACUUACACUGGAUCGAGAGAAAUGGAUGCGGAUCAGCAAGCCGCACCUGCUGGGGACAUCGGGAAUCAUGUUUUGCCGAAAGUAAUCGUCAUUCUUACAGGUGUUAUAGCCUUGCUCGCUCUGAUAAUUCGCCUUCUUGCGAGGCACAUAAUGAGGAAAUUGGGCAUCGCCGAUAUAUUGCUGGUCAUAUCAAUGAUUUUCUAUAUUGUUCACCAUUACAACGCGUAUCAAGCUGCGAUCUACCCCGGGCUUGGUGUACACCAGUGGCAGUACAAUCCCACGCUCGCUGCUGCGUCGCAUUAUGUAAACAGGCGAAGUUCUUGGAUGUAUGGAGUUGCAUGGCUAACAAUAUUUCAGAACUUUAAACUUGGAAGUGUGUUUUUCGGCCUCAACAUCGUUUUCUUGAAGAUAGCUGUCCUAAUCGACUGGAUUCACACCUUUGUGCCAACAGGUACACGUAACGGCCUAUUCUGGAUCCUGCAUACUCUAAUAUGGACUAAUGCCGUUUUUUAUUUGAUUGGAACCUUUAUCGAGGCAUUCCAAUGUCCGCCUGAGGAUGUUAACACCUCAAGAUGCAACCUGGACGUGCCCAAGUACAACGUGGCCUCGGGCGUUAUCAAUGUCAUAUCUGACCUCACCAUUUUGAUCGCACCGCAUUGGGUUAUAUGGAAGUUGAAUUUAUCGACCGUGAGGAAGGUCGGUGUGUCGGUCCUGUUCGUGAUAGGCGCCCUUGCUACUGGCAGUGCUAUAGCACGCGUAGUCUACGUCUCCUCGGCUUAUCGGACAGGUGAUAUCUUAUUUCAUGUAGUGACUAUCAAUCUCUGGGCAAUAGCCGAGCAGACAUUCGGAUACCUCGUCAUCGGCAUCCCAGCUAUCCCGAAAGUCAUACGUGAUUUACCCUGUGCUAGACACUUGGGGUCACUCGUGCGAUCUAAAUCCAAACCGACGACGAACCCGAGUCGUGGCUAUCCCAAUCAAACAACUUGGCCAAACUGGCCAUCGCGGCGAUAUCGAGAAGUGUGGGAGAACGGCGACGUCGAUACACAUGUUCUUGUAACAAUAGAAGCUGGAAGAAACAAGGAUAUCACAGUACCCGACGUAGCUCAAUUAGGGAAGGAAGAGAGCCGGACUUCUUCGGCAGAUGGAUUGGGAAUGGCAGUUACUAGAUAAUGAUGGAUGACCUUUAUACCCAUUAACUCAUAGUGAAAAUAAUGACAAUAGAUCUAAUAUACCCGUAAAGAUUGGAC